Molecule: messenger RNA, 3578 nt
Organism: Ictalurus punctatus (channel catfish)
Lineage: Eukaryota; Metazoa; Chordata; Actinopteri; Siluriformes; Ictaluridae
Gene: ro60
Product: Ro60, Y RNA binding protein
Exons: 9
Coding region: 348-1961 (537 amino acids)
Cellular component (GO): ribonucleoprotein complex
Molecular function (GO): RNA binding
Source: RefSeq, a predicted model, not a curated record
CACUACUAUGGUGUAAAUCGAGCUGUAUUUACUAACUUGGAGGAAAUAUUCUUUGUAUGUACUUGAUUCCUUGUUGCUGUUAGCACGUAGAACCGAUUCUGAAGUGAUUCGGAAUGUGGGAGACGCGAAGCUAAGCUUGGCAGCUGCAUCACUAAAGGAUUGUUAACUGCAAUUAAACCGGCUUCUUUAAACUCUUGGCCGUACUUUGUAUUUGAAGUGUUUAAAAUGGCAGGUUGUGGGGUGGAAUAAUAAUAAUUAGGGAUGCUGUGCUUGAAACUCGGAGCCAUUUUGUCUGAAAAGAUGAGCUAUGCUAAUCCAGGAGGCUAGCAUCCAUAGCAAGCGCCGCUAUGGAUCUGUCAUCUCCACCGCAGCAGGAAACAGGAAACUGCACGAAUGAAACAGGAAGCGUGCCAACUGUGACGGAGGAAGUUCGCCUGCGGCGCUUCCUGUGCUACGGCUCAGAAAGCGCCACCUACAGAGCACGCGAGCAGAAGAACCUGUGCCUCGAGCGGGCUUCAUCCCUAACCGAGCUGCUCGAGGCUGGCCGAGGCAGCGAGGCUGUGCAGGAGGUGCAGCGCAUAAGUCUGAGGGGCGGAGUCAGAAGCACAGGCAGCGCCCUGUUCGCCCUGGCUGUGAUCUCGCAGCACUCGGACGUGGAGGCCAAGCGCGCAGCGUACGGUGUGCUCAAAGAAGUGUGCGCUUCUCCGAGCGAGCUUUUCAGCUUUGUUCAGUAUAAGAAGGAGCUGAGCAGUGCCGGGCAGCGUGGCAUAUGGGGUCGAGCUCUGAGGAAAGCCGUAGCAGACUGGUACAACGGCCACGACGCGCUCAGACUGGCACGUGACAUCACCAAGUGUAAAAGGAAAGGAGGCUGGUGCCAUCAGGACCUGUUCCGACUGGCACACAUGAAGCCGGCAAACGAUGGCGUGGCUCUGGUGAGUAAAUACGUGACUAAAGGCUGGAAGGCAGUGCAGGAGACGUACGCGGACAGAGAAAAGACGGAGGAUGUGAUGAAGGUGUUUGUGUACCUGGAGGCUGUGGAGAAGACCAAGCACUCGAGCGAGGAGCUGGAGGUGGCGCAUCUGAUCGAGGAGCACAAACUGGAGAGAGAACAUGUCCUCUCUAAACACCUGAAGUCCCGAGAGGUGUGGAAAGCUCUGCUGAAGGAGAUGUCCAUCUCCACACUGCUCACACAUCUGGGAAAAAUGACGGCGGAUAAACUCCUGGGCUUGGGGAGUGCGGAGACGGCGGCCGUGUGUGAGAGGAUCCAGGAUGAACACGCUCUACUGAAGGCUAAAACUCAUCCGCUUAGUGUCCUGCUGGCGGCUGAGAACUACAAGCGAGGUCACGGCAAACGAGGGAAAUUAAAAUGGAAGCCGAACAGAGACGUCAUUCAGGCACUAGACUCCGCCUUCUGCAAAUGUUUCUCAAACAUCGAGUCUACGGGGAAACGAUUCGUAGUUGGAGUGGACGUGAGCUCUCGCCUCGGCAGCGUCGCUCUUGGCAGCCUCGUCAGCACGGUGACCGUAGCCGCGGCUAUGAGCAUGGUGAUAACACGGAGUGAACAGAAUGUUGAUGUCGUGCUGUUUUCAGAAGGAGCCGUUGUUCCCUGCGCCAUCUCUGCCGAUUCGUCUCUCCUUCAAAUAACCAUGCAGUUAGUGCAGGUGUGCAGUAGUUGUACGGACUGCGCUCUUCCUAUAAACUGGGCUUCGGACAACGACAAAAUGGUGGACGUGUUCGUUAUUUUCACCAAUAAUGCAACUUGGCCCGGGAGGUCAAAUCCAGCUGAAACACUCAGGAUGUACCGACAGAAAACCGGCAUCUUUUCGAAGCUGGUUGUAUGCGGCAUGACUACGAACAGCCUUAACCUGGUCGAUCCGGACGAUGGCGGCGUACUGGAGGUCUGCGGGUUCGACUCGCACACCGCCGACGUCAUCCGCGACUUCAUCACGGACGUCAUAUGAGGGAGGUGCACCAUGGGAAAUGCACCACAGCGAGCAAAACUACACCGGAAAAAAAACAAAGCAAGAAAUGAAAUGUGCACAUGGUUCUGUCCCCCCAUAACGUCCAGCUGGCUGGAUAAAGAUUGUUCGCGUAACUUCAUUCGUUACGGCGCUUUAAAACUAGAACUCUGCGUUCGAUUUUAUAAAAAUAUCUAUUUUUGGUAUUGGGGAAUUACUGCAUGUAGUCAUGUGACGAUAGGAUGUAGCGUUUUUUGGCAGAAUGCUAAGCUGUUUAAAAAAAUCUACUUUUUAGCUAAGCUAGGAAGCUAACGACGGAUUGUGCGUAAACAAGUUGUUACGAUGAUGAUGUAUCCUGAACGAGACGCUGUCGAGGUUCAUUUGAAGUAAAAAUAUUGAAAGAUGCAGCUGGAUAUUAAAAUAUAAUAAUAAUUAAUGAUGAUCUAGUUUACCCAAUUGUUGAUUAACGUAAACAUUUACCUGCUAGGACGAGAGAGAGAGAGAAAUUCCGUCUUGAAUCGCAACAGUCGUGAGCAGUAAACGUUUAAACUGAAUGUCCUGAAAUGUCAAUAAUAAUAAUAAUAAUAAUAAUAAUAAUCAUUUUCUUUUGACGAUUAGUUUUUACAGUUAGUUAUUAGGUGGUUGUUUUUUUUUUUUAAAUGUAUCAUUACUGAAUUUAUUUAAGACAUAGUUUACAAUAUCAGUGCACUUUUUAACCUGUUGCGUGUGAUCUAUUGGAAUGGGCGGAGCUUAAAUCGGGCUCAACCAGGCAGACUUGAACUUGCGCGCCUGUGAUGUCACUAGCUUUUAUUUUUUCUUUUUCUUUUCAUCAGAUGGAAGUAGUGCUUUACUGUAAUAUGCUGUUUUAUUGAUGGGACACGAUGUACUAUAAGUCCCAUAAUCAUAAACCGAUAGCUUUGCGUUUCAAUACCAUUAGCUAACAUAAUGUCGGCUUUCUUAAUAUAAAGAUGUCAUGCAGCUAACUAGCUAUUUCAUCUUUUCCGUGCGUCUGACUUGGUAAAUACGAGUCCAGAGUUAUGCUAGGCACGAUCGUGUUUGUGAUCGGCUAGUCGGGUUUAACUUUAGCGCCGCCCGUUUUGACUAUGGGAACGUUUACGCGUAUUUAUGUUGAUUACGUUACUGUUUAGGGUUUUAUUUAGACCGAAGUUUGACUAAUAAUGAGUGAGGUCUAAUACCUUAUGUAGCCGCUAAAUACUGUUAUGCUGGCAACCGUGUGCUGAUCAUUGGCUGGAAGUUUCCUUUAUUUCUCCCAGUUCCAAUAUUGCUUAUAACCCGCUCACGGAACCUCAUCGACCCACUAGUUACCUAAAUAACUAGCGAAAGUGCUUGCCAAGUAGUUAGUGUAAAAAAGAAUGAACACCAAUAUUUUAGAAAUGCUCGAGUUUACACUUCUAUUGUUUAACAUGAACUGAACUGUGAUGUUUAUGAUCGUUUGAGAGAAUUUAAACAUUAGUUUAAUCAAAAAUGAAACAAACACACUGUGAUUGCUGGAACUGUAGAGAAUUCUGCGCUGGCACUGAGUCACUGUAGUUGACACCACAAUGCCUAGAACAUGCCUGCAACUUAAUAAACCUUUUUUUUGUUUGUUUUUUUAAAAUC